Molecule: messenger RNA, 1013 nt
Organism: Rotaria sordida
Lineage: Eukaryota; Metazoa; Rotifera; Eurotatoria; Philodinida; Philodinidae
Source: the annotation of a GenBank genome assembly
UUUUUUUGAGAUAUUUUCAGGUAUUGAUAUCGAACAUUUAUCAACUGUUGCUGCUGAAUCUGUUGAAAUCGAUGAUAUAGCACGAAGAGCAUUACAUGUUCGAAGUAUGAUACAACGAACACAAGAAUCUUUAAGAGCAGUUGAUAAAUGUGAAAAACCAGUAAUAGCUGCUAUUCAUGGUUACUGUAUCGGUGCUGGUAUUGAUCUAUCAGCUUCUUGUGAUAUUCGUUACAGUUCACGUGAUACGACAUUUUCUAUCAAGGAAGUCGACAUAGGUUUAGCAGCUGAUGUCGGUAGUCUUCAAAUUUUACCUAAAUCAAUUACCGAUCAUGGUCUCUUCCGUGAACUUGUUUUUACAUCACGAACAUUUGAUACUAACGAAGCACAACAAAUUGGACUUAUUAGCCGUGUAUUUGAUACUCGUGAAGCUUUACUCGAUGCAGCUAUAUCUUUAGCAAAUGUUAUUGCUUGCAAGAGUCCUAUAGCUGUACAAGGUUCAAAAAUCAAUUUAAAUUAUGCACGUGAUCAUACUGUAGAUGAUAAUUUUACUUUUGUGCGUACAUGGAAUAGUGCUAUGUUAUUGACUGAAGAUAUCGUGAAAAAUCUUAUGACAACAUCGGUAUCGAAUGAAAAAAGUAAACUAUGAACCAAGUGAAAUUGGAUUUUGAAGAUUUUGUAAAAAAUAAACAUUUUCUUUUAUCCAUAAAAUUUUGCAGAAUAUUCCGGAUGACAUUGAAUAGCAGUUUUCAAAAUGAGAUGAAUUAGAGUUAAUAUUAGAAUUUUUAGUAGAUGAAUUUCGUUGUCGGAGAAUUUGAUCAUAUUCUUUUUUAAUGAAACUCGUAUAGUGGUAGAUUGAUUGAUUUGAAUACAAUUGACAUUUAUACGAAAAAAAAAAGACGAAAGGAAGUUCCAGCAGAAGGUAAUUUGAUUGAUGACGAUGGAUAAAGUUUUAGAUUUCAUAAGAACAUACAAUAAAAAUAUCAAAUUAUUAGUAUAUUCUUAUUUACCAUCAU